UGGAGAGAGGGGGGGAGAGACUUUGCAAGAAGUAGUUACAUAUAUAUUUUUUUGCACAAAUCUCUUGUUUUCUACCCGUUUAUUUUGAUAUUCUGCAGAUCUUGGGGAAAGGGAAAUUCAGGAGGAGGAGGGGGGAAUCUACAGAUUGUCAACAUUCUAUUCUAUCGACAUAAGGAUUUUCCCCUCUCGUGUGGGGUGAAGACAUUUUUAAGUGAUCAAGUCUUUUAGGAUCAUGCACUGGGCCCCAUAGAAGAAUUUACACAUGCAUUCUCCAGCCGUGAUCAUCACAGCUCUGCAUUGUUGAUGGUGUGGAUAGUUCAUAUUAAUCAACGUAAAGGAAGUGUUCUUUCUCACACCCUGCUACAUUUGAAGUGGAAAGGGAAUUAAAAAAAACAACAACAAACAACUGGAGUAUUUUUGCCCUUUUUCCUCCCUGCCACAACAUUCAGGAAGUGAUUUUUUUGUGUGUGCACAUUUUGGAUUAUUAUGUUUUAAGAACAUUUUUCCUGUAUUCACUGAGAAGGAAAUAAUAGCACAAAACAAAAUCCUUAAUAUUUAUUUGACCAAGUGUCUCUGUAGAGAAAAGGAUUUGAGGAUCCUGUUCGAAUAAAGAAAUCAGGAUAUUGACAGACAUUAUUUUAUUAAGCAAUAUUACUCGAGUAAAAACAGUGGAAGCUGUUGAGAUUAUUUAAAAAAGGGAUAUUUACCCAUAGUUUUUUUAAAAAUAUAUUUCCUAAUCCGAAGCUGCUUUCGUAAGUAAACAUGUUGUCCCCGUUUCUGAGCUGUCCGGAUCACAUAAUUAAAUAAUAAUUAUUUUUUAUUAUAUUUGUACGAUUUGCUUUACCCGGUUUAUUGGAAGGAACCCUUAAAUUUCUACUGUGAUCACCCAAGAUCCUUACAACCACAGCGGUAGACCUCAGAGCUUGGUAUGGGACAAGGUGUAAUGGGGGGUGAGGGGCACCCCAAUAAUAACCCCAAUACUAAAGUGGUCUGGAAAAUCCUGGGAAUAUUCACCAUCAUUUUCGUAGUUCUUUGUGGCCAAAGCAAUGGGAAAAUUUGCAACAGUAUGGAUAUCCGGAAUAAUAUAACUCAGUUCAGUAUGCUGAAGGACUGCACAGUGAUCGAAGGUCAUCUCCAGAUACUGCUUAUGUUCAAAACCAAACCGGAGGACUUCCAAGGAAUGAGUUUUCCUAACCUUACAUUAAUUACCGACUACCUCCUUCUCUUCCGUGUCUAUGGUCUUGAGAGUCUGAAGGACCUCUUUCCCAACCUCAUAGUCAUCCGUGGUACACGCCUGUUCUUCAACUACGCCCUGGUCAUCUUUGAGAUGGUACAUCUGCGUGAAAUUGGACUUUACAAUCUGAUGAAUAUCAAACGGGGAUCAGUUAGAAUUGAGAAGAACAAUGAGCUGUGUUACCUCAACACUAUUGACUGGUCUUUGAUUCUCGAGUCAGUGCAGGACAACUAUAUCGGCCUUAACAAGGAUAAUAAGGAGGAAUGUGGAGAUGUGUGUCCUGGAGCUGUAAAGGGCAAGAGCAAGUGUCAAGCUACAGUUGUUGCUGAUAUUUUUGCCGAACGGUGCUGGACUCAGGAUCACUGCCAAAAAGUGUGCCCUCCUGAAUGUAAGUGGCGAGGAUGUACAUCAGACAAGCAAUGCUGCCAUAAAGAAUGCCUGGGGAGCUGCCGCAAGCCGGAUGACCCAGCACAGUGUGCAGCAUGCUUGCAUUUUAUGUAUGAAGGAGUAUGCGUGGAGUCCUGCCCACCGGGGUCCUACAGCUUUCAGGGCUGGCGCUGUGUGAACUUUAGCCUCUGCCAGGAACUACAUAAUAAGUGCAGAAAUUCACGGGACAGCUCCUGCCCCCAAUAUGUUAUCCACAAGGGAGAGUGCAUGCCAGAGUGCCCUUCUGGCUACAUCACUAAUGCCACCACUCUGACCUGUACUCCCUGUGAAGGACCUUGCCCCAAAGUCUGUACAAUAUUCCAGCAAGUGAAGACUAUUGAUUCUGUGACAUCUGCUCAAGAAUUGAGAGGUUGCACGGUGAUUAAUGGGAGUCUGAUCAUCAACAUCCGCGGAGGCAACAACAUUGCAGUGGAGCUAGAAGCCAACCUGGGUUUAAUAGAAGAAAUAACUGGAUACCUUAAGAUCCGCAGAUCCUAUGCUUUGGUAUCUCUGUCUUUCUUCCGUAAACUGCGUUUAAUCAGGGGAGACGUUCUGGAGGCAGGAAAUUAUUCUUUCUAUGCCCUUGAUAACCCAAACCUGCGCCAGCUGUGGGAUUGGAUGAAGCACAAUCUGACUAUUUCUCAUGGAAAACUCUUUUUUCAUUACAACCCACGGCUGUGUCUGGCUGAGAUUCAUCUCAUGGAGGAGAUUUCUGGAGCCAAGGGCCGUCAGGAUAAGAAUGACAUAGCCACAAAAACUAAUGGGGACCAGGCUUCCUGUGAGGAUGAUGUACUUAACUUCAGUCAAAUAAAGACCUCACAUGAUAAGGUUGUGUUAAAGUGGGAUGCAUAUUGGCCACCUGACUUCAGAGACCUUUUGGGGUUCAUGGUGCAUUUUAAGGAAGCCCCCUACCGGAAUGUGACUGAAUUUGAGGGUCAAGAUGCCUGUGGCUCCAACAGUUGGACGGUUGUGGAUGUGGACCCUCCUGCACGCUCCACUGAUGGGAAGACACAAGCUCAGCCUGGGUUGCUGCUCCGUGGCUUGAAACCUUGGACACAGUAUGCAGUGUUUGUAAAGACACUCGUCUCAGGGUCUGGGUCAGAUGAGAGGAGAACAUACGGUGCAAAAAGUGAAAUCAUCUAUUUUCGGACCGAGGAAUUUACUCCAUCUGUCCCCCUGGAUCCUGUUUCUGUGUCAAAAUCACCAUCACAGAUAAUUCUGAAUUGGAAACCUCCAUCUGAACCUAAUGGGAAUAUAACCCAUUACAGGGUGUUUUGGCAGGAACAACCGGAAGAUAAGGAACUGUCUGACCUUGAUUACUGCAAUAAGGCUCUAAAGCUGCCCUCCAGGACCUGGACCCCUCCCCAAGAACAUGAUGAUCCAACAAAACCCAAUAAAAACGAGACAGGUGAUGCCAAUGCAAAGUGUUGCUCUUGUCCUAAGAGUGAAUCCCAGAUCCAAAAAGAACAGGAAGAAACCGCUUUCCGAAAAACAUUUGAGAAUUAUCUGCACAAUGAAGUUUUCAUUCCCAGGUCUUUACGGAAACGGCGUGACCUAUUUGGCAUUGCUAAUGGCACUUUUCCAGACCAAACCACUACCCCACCUCUUUCCAACUCUUCCUCCACCAACUUGUCUGAGAACACAGAGUUUAAAAAACUAUCAACAAAUGUUUAUUCCAAGGAGUCCCUGGUCAUUUCUGGGCUGAAGCACUUUACUGCUUACCGCAUUGAGAUUGAAGCCUGCAAUCGAGCAAAUCAGAAGAACUGUGGAGUGGCAGCUUAUGUCAGCGCUAGGACAAUUCCAGAGCUCAAGGCCGAUAACAUUGUGGGCCCAAUUCUACAUGAAAUCACAAAUCAAGAAAUCCAGCUGACAUGGAGUGAGCCAAAAAACCCCAAUGGGUUAAUCAUUCUGUAUGAGGUGCAUUGCACACGAAUUGGAGAAACAGAGGAGACGCCCCAAUGCAUAUCUCAGAAGCAGUAUGCAAUGGAUGGGGGAAUGAAGCUUCGGGUAUCCAAGCCUGGAAACUAUAGCGUCAAAAUCAGGGCUACCUCACUAGCAGGGAAUGGGUCCUGGACAGAGCCCACGUACGUUUUAGUGCCGGAUAUAGACAACAAUUACUAUACGGUGAACAUUGUUGUGGGCAUUGCCGUUGCUGUGAUUGCAGUCAUCGUUUCUGUAUUGUGUUGUAUCAUUUUGUAUAUGAAAAAAAAAAAUGCAGAAGGACCCACAGGACCACUGUAUGCUUCCUCUAACCCUGAAUAUUUGAGUGCAAGUGAUGUGUAUGUCCCGGAUGAAUGGGAAGUGCCCCGUGAAAAAAUCAAUCUGCUUCGGGAACUGGGGCAAGGCUCUUUCGGAAUGGUAUACGAGGGAAUUGCCAAAGACAUUAUAAAAGGAGAGGCUGAGUUGCGUGUGGCUGUAAAAACGGUCAAUGAGUCAGCCAGUGUGCGGGAGAGGAUAGAGUUCCUUAAUGAAGCUUCUGUCAUGAAAGGGUUCAUCUGUCACCACGUGGUGCGACUGCUAGGCGUGGUAUCUAAAGGCCAGCCCACACUGGUCGUCAUGGAGUUAAUGGGUCAUGGCGAUCUUAAGAGUUAUCUUCGCUCACUGCGGCCUGAUGCAGAGAAUAAUCCAGGCCGCCCUGCACCUACCCUGCAAGAGAUGAUCCAAAUGGCAGCAGAGAUCUCUGAUGGUAUGGCAUAUCUUAACGCUAAAAAGUUUGUACACAGAGACUUGGCUGCCCGUAAUUGUAUGGUGGCUGAGGAUUUUACUGUGAAGAUUGGAGAUUUUGGGAUGACCCGAGAUAUCUAUGAGACAGAUUAUUACCGGAAGGGGGGGAAAGGAUUACUCCCUGUGAGGUGGAUGUCCCCAGAAUCCUUGAAGGAUGGAGUAUUCACUGCUUUUUCUGAUGUAUGGUCCUUUGGAGUUGUGCUGUGGGAGAUAACAAGUUUAGCUGAGCAACCCUAUCAGGGACUGUCAAAUGAGCAAGUCUUAAAGUUUGUCAUGGAUGGAGGAUCACUUGAUCAACCAGAAAACUGUCCUGCAAGAUUACACAAUCUUAUGCAGAUGUGCUGGCAGUAUAACCCCAAAAUGCGACCCACUUUCUUAGAAAUUAUUGACAUGAUGAAAGAUGACCUUCACCCCAUUUUCCAAGAGGUCUCCUUUUACUACAGUGCAGAGAACAAGCCACCUGAGCCUGACGACCUGGAAAUUGAUUUUGAAAAUAUGGAGAGCACACCUUUGGAUCCUUCAUUCUCUUCAGGGAGGGAAGAAGGUCUGCGGUCAUCUCGGGGAAACGUUUAUGAGGAGCAUAUCCCAUACACGCACAUGAACGGAGGUAGAAAAAAUGGACGCAUCCUGUCUCUACCGCGUUCUAGCCCGUCCUAACAUUUGGUAUCUUCUCUGAAUAUAUAUCCACCCUCCAUCAUAUCUCAGGACAGAACUGUACCCAUGGCUAUAACAUCAAAACAGCAAAGCCCUCUUGAGGUUUUGAAUGUUUCAUUGUCCCAUGAGGUUCUCAACUUUAUUAUUGUCUUGUUUUUUUUGUUUUUGUGUUCCCCCCCCCAUAUUUUUUCUGUCAGUUAUGAAAGACUAUCAGCAGGGCAAAACUGUGAAUGAAUAAGGGGGAAGAAGCCUCCCUUCCUCAACGCAUGCUUACAUGAACAUGCAUAUUUAUUUCCAGUGACUUCUUACCAGCCAUAUAACAUAUGAUCCAUUUAAAUCACCUCACCUCCCUUUAGGAAAAGAAAUGUACGGCACCGAAGUGGGAACGAAGUAAGGUGAAGACAUAUUUUUAAAGUAUCUUAAAGCACACACACACACCAAAAACAAGCAUGAAGCUGAAGUAAUAGAAGAAGCAAAAUAGAAGACGAAAAAAGUACACAUGUAUCUCUGGAGAACUGGGGUUUUGCAAUUGAUGGAUCUGUAUCUCUAUUGUUGAGCUAUUAGUUCCCAUGUACACUUUGGCUGAAAGUUGACUUUGGCGGUUAAACCUAUUGUUUUCUUUGUGAAGCAAUAGGGUAAUCUAAAUAGAGACGUUGGUAUGAGAGUCCAGGAACCCAGGACUAGCCCAGACAUACCUCACACGCAAAGGGAGGACUUCCCUCAACUUGGUGCAGUUCUGUUGUCCUACCCUACCGGUUUUUCUCUGACAUGCUGAGAAGAUUCACUAUGGAUAGAAAGCCCUUGUUGAACUUAAUUGUGGUGUACAAAACUGGGCUUCUAUAAUGGUAAAUCCACAAACCCCUGAUCUACAAUUAACAAGCAAAGUUUACCGUUGAUAAUUUUUUUAAGGAGGGGGAACAAUUCAUCAACCUGUUGGCCAAACCUGAUCUUUUGCGUGUGUGUGUGUGUGAAGGGGCGGUGGGUCAUUGUUUUUGGUUAUAAUUUUUUUAAUUAGACCAAAAAAGGAGGAAGAUCGCAUAAUGUCCGCCUCCUUUUCAAUCUAGAGAUGUUUGAAAGUCUUUUUUUUUUUUUUAACAUGGCCAGGGGGAGGUAGGAGUUAAAGCUUUUGUGUCAGAUAUCCAGUAGUUAAUUGAAAUUUCCUUGUAUUAAUCGGCUAUGCUAUGUCUACAAAUUUAAACCAGUAUCUUACCUCUCAUAUUGCCAGAAGUGGUAAGAACUGGCAGCUAAGGGGUUACAUCUGGCACUAAUUGCUCUUGUGCUCCAUGCCAACACUUGCUUUUUAAGAUCAGAAUGCCCCUUGGUAAAUGUACUAUGCAGAACUAUGAUUAUAUAGGAUUUUAGGCUUUUCUCUCAAUUGUAUGGCCCAUUCUCAUGGCUCAUAAUCUCCUUUCUAAUUUGUUGACAAGACAACACAUUGAUAUGCUAGGCUAUUUUUCUGCCUUUGUCUAAUAUCGUUUAGUGAAGAGACACAGUAAAUUAUUAAUUAUUAUAAGGCAGAUUAAUUAAUUGCCUCCAUCUCCUGCCACCUGUGCCUUUUUUUUUUUUUUUUGUAAUGUGUGUGUGUGUUUUUCUGUAUACAGAUGUCAGUGUAAUUAAUUAUGUCUGAGACUUUAACUGUGAAAGGAAGUAUGGCUGCAGAGUAGUAAAUCUACAAGAAAAGAAAAAAAAAAGAGAAUUAUUUUUGUAUCUGUAUAUGCCAGAACUUAACCCUUUCUCUGCCAUUGCAUUUUUAGAUUAUUAUUUUUCUUCCUGUAGCUCCACUUCCUUUACAUAUCAUUUCUGUAUAUUACCUAUUCUGCUUAUCUCACGCUGUGAUUGAUCCUCAGUGCUCUAUGUAACUAUCAGUAUAGCUCCCUCAUUGCUCUAUACCUUAUGUCUCUAAUUCCUCCUAUAACUCCAUAUCACCCCUAUAUAACUUAUUUCCAAUCAUGACCCUCUGUAUAAUUUACUGUUUCCUUUUUAUUAUCUGCUCAUAGUUAGGUGUAUUAACCCCCCCAUUCAUUUCUUGUCCUAAACUCAUUUUUAUUUUUCAGUUACACUGUGGAAGGGUUAAUAUCUGGCAGGUUUAUAUUCUACAGGUUUGCUCUCAUGCUGAAUGAGGAUGGGUGGUUUUAUCAAAAGAUCAAGAGCCUGUUGUGUAUUAUUUCAUCUACAUUUGUGAAAAUUAGAACUUUAUUUAUGUUUUCAUCAGGGGGAGCCAGUGACUUGCCACAGUACUUUCAUAUUUCAUAUUUUAGCAGCCUAAAUAUAGAUCAUGUAAAAUGAGGAGGGAGAGAGUCCAGGGGGAUAGAGAGAUUUUAAUGAAAUCAUUGCUGCUAUAUAUAACAAGGGGAGGUAUUUAUACCACUCCCAUCAACCUGAAGCUUCUCAUGCCAAAAAAGGGGACACUAGCCAGCCCAUUACUUGGCAUGUAAGGGUUUCAUUUGUGACGAGGGUCCGUUAAAAUAUCAUCUUGGAUUAGAUGCCUUAAAUUCCCCCAAAUGUACUGUCUCCCGCUGGUCUCAAAAUAUAUUUUAUAAAAACCAAUCCCCUCAAUACCCAACACUAAACUGAACCUUUUAGUUCUGAUUUUUUCAUGUUGUAUCUGAUUUCACAGUGCCUACAAUCUCUUCUUUUAAAACUCUAUUCCCUCUCAUGAAUUUAACCGCUUUUCCACCAUAGGAGAGAGACACAACCAAUAGCAACGAGAGAGUGGGAAAAAUAAUACCUGUUUAACAAAAAAACACUACACAUUUAGGGAAAAUGCUAGAAAAAAAAACAUUAGUAAAUAUUGUCAGUCUUUUGUAACUACAGAUUUUUCUUAUUAAUAGAAAAUUGUAUUUAUUUUAAUAUAAUGAAGAUCACUGUACAGACAUUUAAUUAGCUUUCGUAGUAACAAAAAAUAUCUUUAUCUCUCUCUCUCUAUAUAUAUAUAUAUAUAUAUAUAUAUAUUUAUAUAUAUAUAUAUAUAUAUAAUAAACGCAUGUAAAUCUUUUUUUUUUUUUUAAAUAAUGGAUAUGGAGUUGGAGGAUCGAUUUUUAAUUUUAUUUUUUAAUUUGUGUAUUUUGUGUGUUUGUGUUAGCACACUAUCUACCUCAGUAUUUUAUGUAAGAAUAAGAUUAACUCCUGCUAGGGUGGGAGAGUAGGGUUAAAUGAACGCAACCCGUUGGGUUUUCUUACAGAUUAAUACCUUCAAAACACACAGAUUCAGGCAGAUGUUAAAAUUUGGUAUGGCCAAGAGCAGUCACGUAACUCCUUCUCAGAAACCUUCUUUUAUAACAUCAUUCCCUCCUUUUGGAGUACUUUAUUAUUCUUCUAGCUUAAUAAUGGUUCCACCAAAUAGAAUCGUGGUUAUAUCAAACACAGUAAAGUCAUUGUUUUCUACUGGAAAAGUGGCAGCACCUAUCUGACCUUUGGAAAACUGCUCAAUCUACUGAGGUUUAUACUCACAUUUAAUGACUAAUUUGAUGCUGUAUAAUCUAUUCAGGAUGAGUUGGAGUUGGAUUAUAUGAUACAAGUCUGCUGGCUCUCAAAUAGUAAGCCAGUUUUAACAGUUAACUUUUUUUUUUUAAUUCGGUACCAGCAAGACAUUUUUUUUGUGAAUCAGUGAUCAUUUUUUGACCGUGAAGUGUUUAAAUUAUGAGUUUUUUGCGAGAGCAAGAAAAUAAGUAUAUGUAGUAAACAUGCUAUUUUUUGUGUCCUAGUCCCGAAUCUGAUUAUGGCUCUAAAACUUGUGAAUGUGAAAUUCCACCAUCUUGGUUUUUAUUGGCUGCGAUUGUAGAGCUUAAUUCAUUAUAUUUAUUUAAUGAAUCCAUGCUAUAUAUGACCAUUUAUGCUUUAACUGAUGGUAUAUAUUAUGGAUUUUAAAUAAAUGUAUAUUUUUUAUUUUUUAAAGAAAGUUAUCACAAUUUUAUACAAACACUAUCAAAAAGAUUCACCACCUUGGGGUUAGAAGACAAUAAGGUCUGCAGUGACUGCAUCAGUUUUUAAGCAUUUCUUUUCCCUUUAUUAUUAUUUUUCCCUUUACUAUUAUUAUUUUUCCCUUUAUUGUUAUUAUUAUGUUUCCCUUUGCUUUAUUAUUAUUUUUUUAACUUUAUUUCUACUUAUCAUUUGAAAUUGUUUACUUGCACAUUUUUUAGAGCCCUCUUAACACCUAUGAGUGUUGAUACAUUUAGCAGAUCCUGCCCAACCAUAUGCCUUCUAAUCGCUGCCUUCUUUGUGUUUUUACAGUACUAGAAUGCUUAGGCAAAAGUCCUAGCCUAAAAUAUUUCCAGCCCAACAGAGGGAUAAUCUAACAUUGCGUUAAACUGUGAAGAUCUGGAUUUUUUUUUUCUUAGCUUCAACCAGCUGUUCUAAGUGAACAACUUUAACCUUUUAGAUGCCAGAGAGGAUUUGUAAAUUUUUUGCACCACAUUCCCUCUCUUACAGCUAAGGGGGCUGUUAGCUAACCCUAUAAGCAAACCGUUAUGUUGGUUAGCUGUGAAUCGGGAUUUGGUUUCUAAUUGUUAGUUAUUUUUAUUAUUAUUAUAAUUAUUAAUAUUAUAUUAUAAUGUCUCAUUAAUUAUUGUCUUUUUAACUGAAUUAUAACACGUGUAUCCUCCAGAGCUCGGUAAAUGUGUAAGUGUGCUGUGGGGGACUUGCAUGCUCAUCAUCCUGUCAGCUCUAUUAGACAGGAUAUAUAAACGUUCCAAGCAGCAGUACUGUCUCAGCUUCUAUUCUUUUUUUUUUCUCUACUUCACAAUGAAAUACAAUAUAUAGAUUUAUCAAGCUGAGGUGGACAGGGGCGCAUAUACACACCCCUGUCUGCCGCAGCUCGCCUCUGGCGGGGAGAAUUUCCCCAGAGGAAUUUACCAUUGCACUGGAGCGCCAUUUUGCACUCGCGUGCAAUCCCGCCCCCUGCCCGCGCACAGCCAAUCACGCGCGGGCAGGAGCUGUCAAUCUCCUCUGUCGGACUAGACCGCAGAGAUUGAUUUUCGCCACCUUGGAGGUGUCGAAAGGUUAGGAAAGCAGUGGUCUUGUGAGAACCUGCAGCUGUAGUUGCUCAAAGGCUGGUGAAAGCCUUUGAUAAAUCGACCCCAUAUUCUUUAUCAUUUGUAUUUCCUGUUUCAAGACCGUUUAGCAACCAUGUGGCUCCCUGAGAAACGUAGUUCCUUUUUAUCGUUUAUUGCCCUGUGCAGUAUAUGUAGUUCCCUAGUAUUGCAGUUUUUAUUCUUUUAACUGUCAAAAUAAUUUUCUCAAGUCCUUAGUAUUAUAUCUCAUAAUUUUUCUUUUUCUUUUUUUUUUAUAAUUUCUUUUUGGCAACACCCAAAGGGUAACAUUGAAGGGAAAGAUUUUUUUUUAUUUUCACUGGUAAUUGAAUAAAAGGCCAGCCUUUUAAUAGAGAGAAUCCACUCACUGUAUAAAAAGGAGAAGAUGAAGCUUGUAUAAGCAUCUAAGAUGUAUCAUGGACCUGCAUAUCUGUGACAACUCCAAUUACUGAGAGAGCUUCCGGUCUGAAAGUUCUGUAGGAUUUGGAGUUUGCUGAUUGUUGUUUCCCCAUUAAGCCACAGCUACAGUCACUACAGCUUACAGUACUGCUGCUUUUUAUUUAUUUGUUUUUUUAUUUUUGCUUUUGGAAUAGUUGCGCAGGGUUUGAGGACCUCCUUGGAUCAUCUCUCUUGAAGAGAUAUGUUAAGUGCUUGUGUUGUUGCGGUAUAAUUAAUGUGAAUGUAAUAUUUUUUCCGCGCCGGUUGAUAUUAGCAAUUUAGAAAAAUUAUAUUAUAAAAGCCAAUUACCUCUUGGAUCCUUAAUCAAAACUACAACAGUGUUGCUACUUGUGUUUUUUUCUGUUGUUAGGCUGAGUUCACCUGUAAUUUGAUGUAACUCCUUUCUGUAAGCAGGUAAUAAGGCACUUGAAUGGUCUGGUCUUAACGCAAAUUAAUAAUAAGUUUGUAACGUAUCAACUGCAGGGUCUGUGUUGCCUUUUAUAGUACACGCCUUUACCAAGCCUCUCUAUUGUAAACUUUAAAAGCUGUUGGGUGUGUAGUGCCGUUUUCUUUGUGCACUAACAAGCCGUUUUUGGUACUGAAAGAUAUCUCCCUAGUUAUCAUCUAGCUGUCAGGGGAAGAGUCAAAGAACAGUUUUAUGUUUUCCUUUACAAUGAAUUCCUGUUUUUAUGAUGCACCUUAUAAGAUUUAAAGAGACAGUCUAGACCCAAUACUUAGUCUUUAUGCAAGGGGUUCCACAUCUAUAAGCUUGUAAGAAGUACAUGAAGAUUUUAAAUAAUCAUCGUUUGUUAGCAGCCGAAAAUGGCCGCUAAGCUUCGCCCGCAGCUUUUUCUUCUUACCCAGUUAGCUGUUUCCUUGUAUGACAGUUUUAAUAUUUUUCAGUUAGCAAUUUCAAAUCGCACAUGCACAAAUCAACUUGUGCAAGUAGCAAAACCUAUUCGCAAGUCGAUCAUGAUUGGAGAAACUUAACAUAUAUACACGCAAUAGCUGGGCGGAGCCUGCUGGCCAUUUUCAGCGUCUAACAAACUAUGAAUAUUUAUAUGUUUAAUGUGCUUCUUACAUGCGUAUAGAUGUGGGACCAGUUGCAGGAUGCUUCUCUUGUAUGUAAUAAUAAGCAAUCAAAAUGAUGUAUUUGAUCUAAACUGCCCCUUUAACUUUCUCCCUUAUAAAGGGUUAAUGUAAACCCUUUUUUUCCUCUCCUGUGUCCUAAAAGGAAUAAAUGUGACAUCCAGUUAGGGUUGCCACCUUUGUUGAAAUAAUAAAAAGGGCCAAAAGUCAUUACUGAUAUUAAUUAAUUAAUUUCCAUGAUAAUCUUAAGCUGUUGAUCUAAAAUUAUUAUAUAUUUUAAAAUUGGUUUCCCAAAUAUUGCCAAUACUGGCCAAAACCUUAAAAUUACCAGCUACUAUUAUAAAAUAAAAAAUACUGACUAGGUGGCAACCCUAUGUCCAGUGAACCAGAGGGAGGUGCCACUAACGCUGAUAACUAUUUCCAAAAUGUAUGUAUAUUUUGUUUCUAAAAGUGAGCAAUUCUCCCCAUCUAAAUAAUUAGCAGGUGGGACAUUCUACAGAACCGCUUGGGGUUUAGGGAUGGGCUUGUUAUAAGCAUCAUGAAAAGCUGAGCCAAUCAGAGCAUGUGUCUAAAAAUACUAGAAAGUGUGUCUCUUGCAAUAUUGUGGUCCCCUUGUAACUUCCAUAUUAUGGAGGACAAAUAAAUGACUACCUAUUUACAUACCAACCUGAUAUGCAAAGGAUCUUUAUAAAAGUAUUGAGGCUAACUAACCCAAUUCCCUCCCACUCAUCAAAGUGGUGUGGGCACUUGUAUUUUGUUGUAUGUCAGUGCCCUUUUGUGCUGUUUAUUACGCUCUUGUCAUUCGUCCUAUAUUGCUUCUGAACAAUGUUGUUUUUUUCAUGAGAUGUGAUGCCCCCCACCCCACUUAAUUGCACCUGCAAACACCUUUCCACUUGGCACCCAAAUGUCAUCCAAUCUCAUGCAUUACCUUGCUCCCACUCAAAAUAGCACUUAUGUCAGUCCUUCACCCUCUAGUGACCAAUUCGACUUUAAGCUGGUGUUAGUAACACUGUGUGUGUGUGUGUGUGUGUGUGUGUGUGUGCCACGGUGUCACAGCUCCUAACAUGUUACUUCUAACCUUUUAAAUAACUCUAUACAGCUGUUAAAAACUAGCAUACCCACAACACAUUACACGUUCAUUGUUUUUGCUGAUUCCUUAGAAAAAAGCCAGGCCUUUUUUUUUCUUUUGGCUUGCUCAUACGUGUCUCAUUACAUGGUGCCAUCUGUCGCACAUGCACACAUAUAUACAUGCACUAGCUUAAAACUGAACUGAUACGGACUAGAGGGUUUAAAUAAAUAUAUACUGCAUUAACUGAUUUUAAUGUCAUAGUCCUGUAAUGUUUGACAUUGAAUGCAGUGUUCCUGCCAAUCAGUUAUUUUAUAAUGUCACUUUGUGUUUUAACCCCUUUGUUGCUUAGAGCAGUAAAUGGGUUAUUUGUGUUUGCUGCUUUUUUUGUGCUCAAAUCUAGAAAAAGAUGCUGUUUUUUAUCCCCUUCCCUCCCAUUCUCUCCCAUUAAAUACCUCUAGUUUUAACUUUUUUUCAUACUGGCAGAGGAAGACACGUGUGUCUCCUGCUGGCAGAUGAAGGGUUAAAAUUUUAUCUAAGGAUCAAAAAAAAAAUAAAAAAAAAUAUCUAUAUCCUAUGUGCCAUGAUUUAUGAAAAAGAAAAUUGAAAAUGUCAAAAAAAAUAUCCUAUAAAUAAUUAAAACAAUAUUUAAAAAUAAAAUGGGAAAAAGAAGAAAAAAAAAAAAAAAAAAAAAGCUCGGUUUAUUUUUUCAGUGUUUUCAUAUUAGAGCUAAAAGAGUCAUGUACAGAAAUAAAAUAUCAUUGACUAUUAAAAAGAAACUUGCUGUGUGUAAAUUAUUCAACAAUUAACUGUUUAUAUAAAAAAUUAUGAAAUAAAUUUAUCCAAGAGAAAA
Messenger RNA from Bombina bombina (fire-bellied toad), 13511 nucleotides. RefSeq names its product insulin receptor (gene INSR). The record is from RefSeq and is a predicted model, not a curated record. Gene Ontology annotation, biological process: cell surface receptor protein tyrosine kinase signaling pathway; positive regulation of phosphatidylinositol 3-kinase/protein kinase B signal transduction; glucose homeostasis. Gene Ontology annotation, cellular component: axon; insulin receptor complex; membrane. Gene Ontology annotation, molecular function: insulin receptor activity; phosphatidylinositol 3-kinase binding; insulin receptor substrate binding. Bases 929 to 5041 code for a protein of 1370 amino acids. The transcript is spliced from 21 exons. NCBI's taxonomy places the organism in Eukaryota, Metazoa, Chordata, Amphibia, Anura, Bombinatoridae.